Molecule: messenger RNA, 1919 nt
Organism: Osmia lignaria (orchard mason bee)
Lineage: Eukaryota; Metazoa; Arthropoda; Insecta; Hymenoptera; Megachilidae
Product: hemolymph lipopolysaccharide-binding protein-like
Source: RefSeq, a predicted model, not a curated record
UUGCAAGGCGAACAGUAGUGAAGUACGCGUUUCCAUUAAACGAACCUGCAGCGAGAACAAAGGGCGACUUAAAAGCGAAACAGAGUGAGAUAAAGGCCGGUGUAACGAAGAUUGAAUUGACAAAAGUGAACGCAAUCAAAAGAGAUGUCGGCGUUAAGUAUCUUGGUUAAUUGUAUCAUCUUGUGCGUUGCCUUUCGAGGCACAUUUUCUAUACCGAAAGAAAUUACUGCUCCAACGCAUAAGGUCAACAAAACGAAGCAUAUCCAUGAAACUUCCAUCCCUAGUCCUCACCAUCCAUUGAGUUUAAAUCGGGACAAAUAUCGCUCUCGCAAUAUGAUGGUGCACGGCACGGUGUGCAUGUGCAAUCUUCCCGUUCACGGGACGCCUCCUCGCGAUGAUUACAAGUACACGCCUGAAAUCGGUUCGCAUAAAUUUCACACCAGAGCACAGCCAUGGAACAAGGCGCGAGAAAUUUGCAACGAGGAAGGCGGUCAUUUGGCAAUUAUCAAUUCCUACGCAGAGCAACGGGUAUUAAUGGAUCUGUUUAAUCACUCCGGCCCGGUGAUCGGUAGCGGCUACGAGGACGAAGCUUUUCUGGGUAUACACGAUCUUUACGCGGAGGGCGAUUGGGUCACGAUAUUAGGCGACCCGCUCGCGAAAACAGGCUUCGACUUAUGGAGCGAUAAGUGGGGUGGACAGCCGGAUAACGAGGGUGGAGUGCAAAAUUGUGGAGCGUUAUUAAUGGAUGGAACUAUGGACGAUAUCAAAUGUGACGUACCAUUCGGCUUCUUCUGUGAAAUACCUGAGCUACAGCCUUUGAAAUCAAAAGAGAUGUCGCGGUUAAGUAUUUUGGUCAAUUGUAUCAUCUUGUGCGUUGCCUUUCGAGGCACAUUUUCUAUGCUGGAAAAACUUGCUGUUCUAAAGAUCAACGAAACCGAAAAUGUUCUGAUCGAUGAUACUUCCUGCCCUUGUCAUCGACAUUCAUUGAAAUCAUAUUGGAACGAAUUGCCCACUAGCAAUGCGGAUGUACUAGGCACGCAGUGCGUGUGCGAUCUUGGCGUGCGCACAAAGCAUCUUCACCCAGAUUACUGGUACUCGCAUGGAAUCGGUAUGCAUAAAUUGCACACCAGAGCAGAGACGUGGAACACGGCGCGAGUAAUAUGCAACGAGGAAGGCGGGCACUUGGCAGUAGUAAAUUCCGCCGAAGAGGCAUAUAUAAUGGCACAGCUGUUUAGAGUAUAUCGCCCGUUUAUUGGUGCCAACCGUAUUUACGAAGCCUUUGUGGGUAUGCACGAUAUUUAUAAGGAGGGCCAUUGGACCACGGUACUCGGCGACCCGCUGAAGGAAACUGGCUACACCAAGUGGAGCAAUUAUAUGCGUCCACAGCCGGACAACGGAGCUGGAGCUAAAGUGGAAAAUUGUGGAGGGAUAAUCUGGGAUGCAACUUUAGACGAUAUAAACUGCGACACACCAUUCGCGUUCUUCUGUGAAAUACCUGAGAUAACACCUUUGUAAUCAUUUAUUUAUUCAACCCUAAGCAAUGAUAAUUUUAAAGGAACGAUCGGUCCUUGGUGGACGAAGAUGUUUUGGUUUUUACCUGGAACGUUGAUGAUGCUUUCGCAAAGUUUUAUUGUAAUUUGAAGAAAAUAUCAAGAGAUAUUGGAAUCUCUAUGUUAAUGCAUACGAUCCUUUAAUGUUUCCUCUUGCAUCUCGUGCACGUAUGUGCAUUUUUACUUAUUAUUCCGAAGAUUGUAAAGAAAAGUUGAAAGAGAGUUUUUCUUUCGCGACACCAUGCAUGAUGCGUAAUGUUUACGAAUCGUUAUGCCUGAUUUUCUUUUCUUGGGUUUGAGCGUCGCUUUACUUCUCGUUUGACUUUAAAGUGGUAAAGACAUCCUUCUGAAUUAAACUUUUAAAAUAGA